CUGCAUACAUUGAAAAGUCUGGAUUGUAGCCACCCUUCACCUGAUCAAGAACCCAUACUUUUCAUUGUCCUGAAUUAGUUGGUUUUGAUGGGCGAAUAUGAAUGUCCACUGAAUGUCCAUUAUAAAAGUAACUUUACCAGGCUUAUGUACUGUGAUUGGUCAAAACAGACGAGCCAUCGAAUAUUAUUGGUCAAAAAGACGACACCCGUACCGUACCACACCGAGGGGGGAGAAGAAGUGACACAGAUGCAUUAUAAUGUGAGGACAAGCGAAAAUCUAAGCGGGAAGAGUUACAAAGAUGACAAGCAAACAAUUGAUACUAUGAAUUUAAAUGGACAAAUUGAGCACUGGCCCAGUGAAUGUCUUUGUCUACUGGCCUGACGUCAGGUCUUACUGGCCCUGGGCCAGUGGGCCAUCGUUAAUGUUUUGUGUGGAGUAAAUAUGGACAAAAACAAAAUGUUUUGGAAUCUCAUUACUAAUGGUCUUGUUGACAUGAUAUCAUUAUAAGAACAGUAUCUCUAGAGUAAGCAGUCAACAUGACUGUCACUCAUACAUCUCACAUGUUGCUAUGGAAGUUCAGACACAAACAGCCUUAUAAAGGAGAUGCACGGAGCGUAGAGAACUGUCAUAUACUGUAGUAUGAUCAGACCUGCUCAGGCGCAGUCUGCACUAACCUGCAAAAUAGAGACCAUACAAAAUGAACUAUGGAAACAAAAGUCUUCAAGGCGAACUGGAAUUACAUUUUGUACCAUGUUUUCAUCAAUCAUCAAUAUCACAAAUGACAAUCAAUGAUCUUCAAUGAUAAAUUACAAUAACCAUCUAACUCACUUGGUUCAAUAUUUUUAAAGGACUAUAUUUUUCUGCAUUGUAGGUUGGUGUUGAAGCUGUGGUAUUUUCUUGUCCUAAAAUCAAUAUCUGAAUCCAAAGACACUGUUUGAAGAACUAUCAUUGUGAGGCUGACAGUGCUGCUGUAGAAGGACUUAUUGUCAGAAAUUAUUAUUGACCAACCUACAAAACUUGGAUAAGCUGAACCUUCUCAGUUCCUGUGAAUACUAGCUGGGUGUGCCUGCUGUCAAUGACAGUAGAGUUUAACUCCACCGAGGAGAUAUUGUUUGUGCUGCAUGGACUGAACAUGACACAGAAAAACAAACACAUCUACUUUUCAUUUUCUCUCAUUCUAUACCUCUUCACCAUUUUUGUGAAUCUGACACUGAUCUUUACCAUUUCUCUGGAGAAAAUGUUGCACAAUCCCAUGUAUUUAUUCAUCUGUAAUCUGUGUAUUAAUGGUAUCUAUGGUGCCUCAACGUUCUACCCAAGGUUACUUUAUGACCUUUUAUUUGACUCUCAUCUGAUAACAUACAGUUGGUGCAUAACACAAGCAUUUGGCAUCUACUCCUAUGCUUUCUGUGAAUUCACCAACUUGACAGUGAUGGCAUAUGACAGGUAUGUUGCCAUCUGUAAGCCGUUACACUACCACUCUAUCAUGACUAUUCAAAAAGUGAGGACACUGAUUCUUCUAUCGUGGCUUUUCUCAUGGCUGGAAUGUAGCAUUGGGCUAGUACUAACGGUUAGGUUACCCCUCUGUGGCACUGACAUUGAUAAACUCUACUGUUUAAACUGGGCAGUUGUGAAGCUCUCAUGCAUUGACACUACUCCAAAUAACCUCUAUGGUUUCUUUCUCGUAUUUUGUCAAGUCUCUCAAAUAAUGCUGAUCCUAAUUUCCUAUGUGAACAUCAUCAAGCUGUGUUUGCGUUCCCAUGUGGGGAAAAAAAGGUUUAUGCAAACCUGUCUUCCUCACCUGAUCACCGUAAUUAACUUCACCAUAUCCAUCGUAUUCGAUUCGAUGUACGCUCGCUACGGCAGCAACACCAGCCUGCUGGCCCUGAGGAAUAUCAUGUCAGUGGAGUACCUAGUGGUGCCUCCUCUGUUAAACCCCAUCAUAUAUGGGAUGACACUCACUCAGAUUCGGAAUAGAGUUGGACAGAUAUUCAGCCACAAAGUUGCUGCUUUAAAAUAAAAUAAAACUUGUUUUGUUUUUCUAAAGCAUAUUUUCCCCAUGAUUUAUUCUCCCACUGUUUUUUUUCUUAGCUUUGCACAAGCUACUGGAGCGGUUAAUCUCUGUUCUCUUGUUAACAUGAGUUGCUUGACAGCAUAAGUUAUCCACCAAUAUAAUUCCCUCUGCUAAUGCAUGCUAACCUUUAAAAAUCCAUAUUUGAAGAUUUCUGGGUUUGUUAUUUUAUGUUUAAUGUAUUUUAUGUAUGUUUUGUGUACAUUUGCUGAAAUUGAAUUAUCUUCCUUGCUGCAUACUCAUUAGUGUACAGCAGCCUUGAGUCUAAAAAACUUGAGAAUAAUGAGAAUAGUACAUUUUGCAAAUAGUUGCUUAAUGUUAUACUGUGUGUAAUGCAGUUUAUUGUACAUUUGGUGCCUUUUCAGGGGAACACAGCCUAAUCCUUCACCAAAAUAAGUUUAAGAUAAAGUCCUGAUGAAGGGUACAGCAGCUAGGCCUAUACAUUGUUUUAACAACUUAAAGCGGAUUUGUAUUGAUAAUAUGGGUAGCUUGUAUUGAAGCAUUUGUGGAAUUUGUUCUGUAUGAUGCUUGUUUUUAGGAGGUUACAGUAGCCAUCUAAUAUUUUAUAACAUUGUAUGAAACACUUGACACACUUCAUGCUUAUUAAAAGUAAUUAAUUCUGUGGAAUUAGUGGAGUUGUCGUGGUUUCCUUCCCCAAUGUGAGUUGUAUUUUGGAGAGCCUUAUACAGAUUAGGAGAAGGUAAGCAAGAUAAUCGCUCUUUUAACUGGGCUUGCCCUCGAAUGGGAAACGGCGCUAUGGGAUGGCAGGUCUGGGGAAUUGAGGUCUUUUCCUGGUUUCAUCGCUCAGUUCCGAGCCAUGUUUGACCAUCCCGUAGAAGGGCAGGCGGCUAAUGUGCCUUAGGCUGGAAACGGGCAUGGCCUCAGAGUACACU
Messenger RNA from Esox lucius (northern pike), 2961 nucleotides. Its product is annotated as olfactory receptor 142. Gene Ontology annotation, biological process: G protein-coupled receptor signaling pathway. The coding region runs from base 1076 to 2017 and encodes 313 amino acids. The transcript has a single exon. The record is from RefSeq and is a predicted model, not a curated record. Gene Ontology annotation, cellular component: membrane. Gene Ontology annotation, molecular function: G protein-coupled receptor activity; olfactory receptor activity. NCBI's taxonomy places the organism in Eukaryota, Metazoa, Chordata, Actinopteri, Esociformes, Esocidae.